GCAGUGGUUGCUAGGAUACGGUAGAGACGCGUUUGUGUCGUGGUGUUUGCGAUAGUUGGUGAAACCAUGUCUGAGGAAAAAGCAGAGAAAUCCACAACUGAUGAAAAUGCCUUUGAGGCACUGGAGAAAGACUUCCAGCAGGUGCUCAGUGAGCUGACAGGGGAUAAAAGCCUGGAAAGGUUUAGAAUUGAGUACGAGAAACUUCAUGGGGUCCUGAAGAAAUCUUAUGAAAAUGAAAAGCGACUGAUGGCAAAAUGCAGGGAAUUGAAUGCAGAGAUUGUGGCUAAUUCAGCCAAGGUAGUGACAGCUCUCAAACUGUCCGAGGAAGACCAGUCAACUAUUGCCUCAUUAAAAAAGGAGAUCGAAAAGGCAUGGAAGAUGGUGGAUGCAGCUUAUGAAAAGGAACAGAACGCAAAAGAAACCAUUAGCCUAUUGAAAGAGGAAAUUAAUAACCUGACAAAAUUAGUUGAACAAGGUUCUGGAUUUGCGAUGGGCCAGGAACACAGUUUGAAUGACUUACUUAACAUGAAGGAAGAUCUUACAAAGGAGCGAGACCAGCUUCUGUCCGAGGUGGUGCAACUGCGUGAGAACUUGAUGGUUGCCAGUCAACAGCAACAAGAAGCAGAGAAGGCAAAAGAAGAGACAGAGCAAAACAUUGCAGAGCUCCAGCAGGAAAUCCAGAUGCGGCAGAAUGAAGCAUCACGUGAGUCACGUAAGAAGGAGAAGAUGGAAAAGGACUUGAAAAACGCAAACAUCGAUCUGGAGAAUAAACAGACGGAAUUAAAGACUUUUCAGCAGACCCUGCAAAAGAACAAAGAUGAACUCCUAAGGCUGGAACAGCAAAUCAAAGAACACAAAAUCCAAAAUGAACGGGUUGGGAAAGAACUGGAACAGUUCCAAGUCAAAAAUUCUAAACUUCAGCAAGAAAACGAACAGCACAAUGUCAUAAAUGAGCAGAUCAUGCAGGAGAACCAGCAGAAGAGUGUGGAUUUAAAGGUCAAAGAGGAUGAGGGGAUCCAGAUGCGCCAAGAAAUAUCUAAAAUUACAAAAGCCAGGGAGGCGUUGCAAAGAAAGUGCCGCCAAGUAGAACAACAAAAGUACGAAGUGGAACAGCAGCGCGAAACGUUGAAAAAUCAAAUCAUUGGAGUGGAGAGAGAGCUGGAACUGGCAAAGAAACAAACGGAGCUCGAUAAGAAGGCCAUGGAUGAGCUGGUGAGAGAGAGAGACAUAUUGAACAAGAAUCUCCUGAAAGCUGCCGGGGCCACGGAAAAACAGAUCAAUCUAGUUAAGAUCCACGAACAGUCAAAGAAAAACCUGGAGGAAGAGAUUCAGAAUUAUAAAGAUGAGGCCCAAAAGCAACGUAAAAUUAUUUACCAACUUGAGAAAGAAAGAGAUCGCUAUAUCAAUGAGGCCAGCGACCUCACACAGAAAGUCCUUCAGCACAUGGAGGAUAUAAAAGUGCGGGAAAUGCAAAUUUUCGACUACAAGAAAAAGAUUGCCGAGGCUGAGACAAAGCUAAAACAACAGCAGAAUCUGUACGAGGCAGUGAGAUCGGACAGAAACCUGUACAGCAAGAACCUCAUAGAGGCUCAGGAUGAAAUAACAGAAAUGAAGAGAAAGCUAAAAAUCAUGAACCAUCAAGUUGACCAGCUGAAGGAAGAGAUUUCUUCGAAAGAAGCCUCCCUUGUCAAGGUGCAGCUCGAUCACCAGCGUCUGGAGAAAGAGAAGGAGGCUCUGAAGGCUGAGCUACAGAGGAUGGUGCAGCAAAGUAUUGAGGCAAAACAGUUCAUCGAAAAUCAGGAAGCUGAAGAACGGAAACUGUUAAAGAUAAUCGCCGAGGCGGACGCAGACCGAAUAAGACAGAAGAAAGAGCUUGACCAGGUUAUAAGUGAGAGGGAUAUUCUGGGUACGCAGCUGGUGCGCAGAAAUGAUGAACUGGCUUUACUCUACGAAAAGAUCAAAAUCCACGAGUCCAUUUUAAACAAAGGCGAGAGUCAGUACAAGCAGAGAGUGGAGGACAUUCGGCUUCUUAAGCUGGAAAUCAAGAAACUGAGGCGGGAGAAAGGAAUCCUCACAAAGACUGUCACAAACGUGGACGAUCUGAGGCGAGAGGUGUAUCGUAUGCAGCGGGAACUAUUGAAGGAACGCACGAGGUGCAGAGCAUUGGAAGAGGAACUGGAGAAACCAAUGAAUGUUCACAGAUGGAGGAAGCUAGAGGCCAGUGACCCCAGCACCUAUGAACUGAUCCAGAAGAUUCAAACACUCCAAAAACGCCUGAUCAGCAAGACAGAGGAAGUGGUGGAGAAAGAGCUCCUAUUGCAGGAGAAAGAGAAGUUAUAUGUGGAGUUGAAGCAUAUUCUUGCUCGGCAGCCGGGCCCAGAAGCUGCAGAACAGCUGCAGAUCUAUCAGCAGACCUUGCGUAAGAAGACAAAGCAGCUAAAGGCUCUUUCAUCAGAAAUUCAUAUGUAUGAGUCCCAGACAGAGGAAUACAGGCAUGAGAUCGAGAGAUUGGCCAACGAGCUGCAGGACAUAAAGAAAAAAUAUCUGAACCAGAAGCGCAAAGAACAACUGUCCAAGGAGAAACAGAGGAACAUGGCAGAGUCUGAUGUACCCGUGUUUCAACUGCAGAGAAUCGAUGCCCCUCGUUUUGCCGGAGGGGGGUUCCCUCUCACUCAUAUGACAAAGACCACAAGCUAAAUCUCACAUUGUGCUGAUUUGUAUCAUUUUUAAUAUUAUUUUGAGGCUGUUAAUAAAGUGUCAGUUCCCAGAGCCAACUCCAUCAGAAAUGUGUUUGUGUAAUUGUAAAGUUCACAUGAGUUCACCUGCAGCACAAUGGGCCUCCAGAUCUUUCUUGUAAAUGUACAGGGUUUUUAUUCCAGCCAUAAGAUGUUAUGGCUGCCUAUAUGUUUUCAUAUGUGCAUUGUAAGAAUUCUGUGUAUAAUGUUUGCAUACUGCUUCCUGUGUCACCCUUCAUUAUAUUCAUGGUGGUGGUUGCUGUCA
Molecule: messenger RNA, 3000 nt
Organism: Pelobates fuscus (common spadefoot toad)
Lineage: Eukaryota; Metazoa; Chordata; Amphibia; Anura; Pelobatidae
Gene: CFAP58
Product: cilia and flagella associated protein 58
Exons: 18
Coding region: 67-2697 (876 amino acids)
Cellular component (GO): cytoskeleton
Source: RefSeq, a predicted model, not a curated record